Messenger RNA from Lepisosteus oculatus (spotted gar), 5344 nucleotides. RefSeq names its product fucosyltransferase 9a (gene fut9a). NCBI's taxonomy places the organism in Eukaryota, Metazoa, Chordata, Actinopteri, Semionotiformes, Lepisosteidae. Gene Ontology annotation, molecular function: alpha-(1->3)-fucosyltransferase activity. Gene Ontology annotation, cellular component: membrane. The record is from RefSeq and is a predicted model, not a curated record.
AACACCUUUUCCUUUAACAGGCUUAACCAUUGCCGCUUAAAGGCAGAAUGUUCCUUUAAAACGAUGCGUGCUCUUCGUGUGUUUAAGCUCUUCGAAAUGCUCCAUCGCAGCAUGUCGGCUUCUCAUUGAGAUUGUUCUGUUUCAAUGCCAUUUAAGUGAAAGUGACAAGACGCCACUUCCCGCACAACGUGUACACUGCAGCAAUACUAUGGGUCUCGGAUCAGCCGAAUCUCUUUUAAAAUCAGCUGCAGAAAGAAAACAUUACCAUCAUCGAAAACAUUUUCACGCCACGCAGAAACGAACGAGAUUCGGAAUGGAUGGCCAUCUCGGGUUUAUCGGAACGAUUUCUCUCUACAAAGAUAAAAGAUACGGAUCUGUUUUAUUUGAUGUCAGUCCUACCACAGGACGUUACAGGGAGGAGAACUGAUGGAAGCUCUUGCUGCAGACAGUGUGAGAAGCCCAACAAGUGCAAGAUCAAGAUCAAGAGAAAAAUCUCCCACAGAAUUCACUCAGAGGAGAAGAUCAUAACCUGUGAUCUGGUGUGAGAUGCUUUCGAUUCUGUUCUUUUUACUGCUCUGUAUUACCAGAAGCUGAUAUGCCGCAUUUUAACCAAGUAUUCCUUGUUGUUUGCUGGUGUUUUCUUUAUUAAAAAUCACCAGAUAUUUCUGGACUCCUGCACUCUAGCAGAGCAUAAGGUUGUUCAUGAAAAAUUAUGUCAUCUGCAUCUGUUCACGGAAUUCUACGCCCCCUUUUAAUUGCUACCCUUUUCCUGGGUUGCUUUGUGACUUUUAUAAUUAUGUAUAUAAAGCCCUCCAGUAGCUGGAUAUCAGGUCCUAUUGAGUCAGCAACAUCAGUACUGAAGGUGAAAAACCUUUUCUCUUCAAAAAAUGACCUAAAUCACACGGUCAUUCUUAUCUGGCUUUGGCCAUUCGGCCAGACCUUUGAGUUAAAUUCUUGUAACUCUUUGUUCCAAAUCAAUGGAUGCCAUUUAACAGUGGAUAGGAACCUGUAUAAUAAAUCGGACGCAGUUCUUCUCCACCACAGAGACAUCAGCAGGGAUUUAGUCAACCUGCCACCAAUGUAUCGGCCCCCAUUCCAGAAAUGGGUGUGGAUGAACUUGGAGUCACCCACUCACUCUCCAAAAACAGCUGGUCUUGAAAACCUCUUCAAUGUGACCUUAAGUUACAGACGGGACUCUGACAUUGAAGUGCCUUAUGGGUCUCUUAUUUCCAGCAGGAUACCUACAGAUUUUGAAGUUCCAGUAAAGAACAAAUUGGUCUGCUGGAUUGUGAGCAACUGGAAUCCUGAACAUGCCAGAGUAAAGUACUACAAUGACUUAUACAAACACAUUGAAAUAAACACCUACGGUCAGGCGUUUGGGGAAUAUGUUAGUGAUAAGAACUUUCUCUCUACUAUUGCCAGCUGUAAAUUUUAUCUUUCAUUUGAAAACUCAAUCCACAGAGACUAUAUCACAGAAAAAUUGUACAAUGCACUAUCGGUCGGUACAGUGCCAAUUGUCCUGGGACCAUCAAGAGAAAACUACGAGAACUACAUCCCUGGAGAUGCUUUUAUUCAUGUAGAUGAUUUCCUUUCGCCAAAAGAACUGGCCGAUUAUCUUCUGGUUCUAGACAAAAAUGAAGACAUGUAUUUGCAGUACGUUUCCUGGCACAAGUACUUCAAGGUGAAGAAGUCAUUCUUUUGGGAAGAACAUGCUUGUCUUACCUGUGAUUAUAUUAAAAGACACAAAGAAUACAAGACUAUUCCUAAUCUUGAGAAAUGGUUUUGGGAUUAAAAAUGCUCCCAAUUUGAUCUUUUUCUUUCUAUCAUGGAUUAAUGCAGAAAAGGUUCCUCUGUAUUCAAUGGCAUAUGAAUGAAUGCUGAUUAGCAAACAAAGUAAUAGUGACAGUGACAGAAGAGAGCAUGUUCAGCGAAUCAACAGUUUCUUUUAAAUGGUUCUUUUAUCUAAACAGGCUAAUAUACAAUGCUCUUUAUUUCAUUGUUGUUUGCAGUUGUCUAGAAAUUGUGGUAUAGGUGAAGUUUAAAAAGGAACAGCAAGAAACAUUGUAUUUAAGUGGGGGACAUUUACUAUUAAUUCUAAAAUGAAUUCGUAAUUCUAAAAGGGGGAUCCACCUGCCCAUGUGAGUAUUUAUUUAACUUGUAUGUCUAUCAGCUGUUAUGUUAUUUUACUGGUUCCCCACCUGACCUUGCCUUACAAUACAGUGUCCUCGUCACCUGACCUGCUGUUAUGUGCAGCAUGUCUUACAUUUGCCUUUACUCCAACGGACUAGACCAGUAUCCUUGUGUUCACUGUUUUUUUUCAACUGCACCCUUAACCUCUAGUGCUAAUUGGUACCUGUAUCUGAUCUGCCUGUUGGAUUAGAAUUUUUUCCGCGCUCAGUGCUUGGUUUAAAAAAUGUUCAGACUGCUUCAAAUCACAGCACUUAAUGAAGCCUCACCUCAACUUCCUGAUUAAGAAUCUGCUCCCUUCUUUCUGGUUAAACAGCUCGUAACAGGUGACCAAUUAAAAAGAACAGAAGCAGAUGGGAAUGACAUCAGAAUCCCCAAAGGGAGUCGGAGUGUUUCCUUCUGCUUAAGUCCAAUUGGUUGUAUUGUAGCUAAUACACCUGAAUGAGGGCAGGUCAGAAACUCGGUAAUUAGCACAGGCUUCAUACAGUACUAAUUACGAAUCUCGUUGGGCUUCUUAAGAGCUGAAAUUAAAGAUAGAAAAUUGAAACAAAAUAGCCUGUAAUUAAGAACUCAGAUGAAGCAUGAACCAGAAGACAAAUGUAUUACUUGCACCAGGAUUGAGAAACACUGUUUUUGAAACCAAGGCCCAAGUGCAGGAAAAAAGUCUAAACAAGCACUCAAAUCACUCACUGAAAGCAAUAAGCAGUGGUGAUUAAGGGCCCUCUUGGCAGAAGGGCCUGCAAAUACAGGAGUAUUCCAGAACAGUGAUUGAGAAUCACUGAACUAGGCCACAGAAACAGAAGAAACUCACAGAUUUUAAAAUUCAGUGACAUAGGGAAUAUCUCUUUGCCUGUUUGUUAUGACAACUCGUUUAAAUGGUGGAUUCCUCUUUUGUGAAUACCAUUGAUUUGGCAUUUCUCUUGUCAUAUGUUGGAAACAAAAUUUGAACAUGAAAAAUAUAUUUUUGGUAAUUAGACAUUUUUGAUCACAAAAUAAACAUUUAAAAGUGUUUACAAAUAUCAUUACAAACCAACAUUCCAUGUAUUGUAACCUUUCAAAGAUAUUUAUUAUUUUUGUAUGCUUCAUGUACUGUAUUAGAAAGAAAGGACAAACCUUUAUCUAGGACAUGUAUUGUCAUGCAUAUUUUGUCACUUUGAAUUUUUUUGCACUAUCCUCUUUUUCUGUCCCAUAUGUGGGAUUUUCCUCCCAUUACCAGGUGGACAAAAUUUUAUCAUAUAUGAAUCAUAAAUGAGCAUCUGUAAGUAUUGACUUGAGUAAGAUAAUAGAACAAUAAGUAUCAAGUUCAUUUUAAAAAAAGCUACAGUACAUGACACAAAUCCUUCACAGUUGCUAUGUAACCUGGAGUCAGCAGUUAAUAAGAAAGUUGAUAUGAAAUAAUGGAAAAUGCCAUUUCUUUAAAAAUAUAGAGAUAGCUCAUGACAUAAACGACACAUUUAAGAGGACAGUCAUUAUAAUGCAUGUGUUAUGUGAACAAAAGCAAUUUUCAAAACCUUUUCAAGCAUUACACUAUUCAAAAUGUGUUGGUUAACUGCACAUGCAUUUAAUUAUAACCAACUCCAGACUAUCUGUUGCAGUUUUUUUUAUCAAAAGAUGCUUAAUGGAGAAUGUUUACAUAAAAAUGUGGUUGCUUGUGGUUUACAGACGUUGUCGGAUAUACAGUACAUACAGUAUAGUGCAUUUCAGCAGAAAAUCAGAAAGCAGAAAAUAAUGAGUAUUUAUUAAUAGUAAUAUUUUGUAGUCUUUAUGUGCUUAAAAAGAAACAUGCCAACUGAUUAAUCAUGCCACCAGGCAUUUCCUUUAUAAAGUCUACAGGUGUGGUUUCCAACACAUCUGCUGUAGGGGGGAUCUAAUCUUGUUUAGCUUUCUGAUCACAUGGUAUGAUUGACUGAUAACUGCAUGUUUAGUCUUACAGACGACUUAUCACAGCAUGUGGGCAGAGCAGAUGCACUGCUGUCUCACAGCUCGGGUCCCGGGUCUGAUUCCAGGCUGGGAUACCUGGGAUACGUGUGUCAUUUGCGUGUUCCAUCUAUGGCCACAUGGGUUUUUUGCUCAUGUGCCCUGGUUACUUUUCACAGUCCAAAGACAGGCUGUCUAGUUUAAUUGGCGGCUCUCAAUUGUCCCCUAUAGGCAUAUGGGUUCUGUAUCAGUCUAGGAGGUUGGUUACAAAAGAUGGAUGGGUUACACAUGAAAACAGUUACUCCGUGACUGAACAUGCAUAAGCAGUCUGCACAACUGUUUGUCUACAACAAACACAGAGGAUUUCCUCUUAUGCUUUUCUGUUUAUUAACAAUUGGAAUUCCAUAGACUGAAAAAACAGACACUGAUUUGCAUCUUAAAAUGAAAAUGUCUUUAUGUUGUUGAAGAGAGCUGUAUGAUUGUCAAAAAUGUGUUCAUAAAGGGGGAAAUACUCAUAAAUCCCUGUCAGAUAAGUCUCCCUUACAAGCAGCUGUGCUUUUGAAAGCCUUCCAAGGUGCAGAAUAAGAGGGCAGUUUAAAGACUGUGUAAUUUGUUAGAGGCUUUGUUGUUGUCUUGGUGUUUCCUGUUGUACUAAUUUUCAGUUAACAGAAGAGGUUAUACUCAUUUCCUUGUUGCCUGGUCAGAAUGUGAAGGGAAGUUUCCAUAAACCUGGAAGGGCAAAAUGUUAAAAGCCAUUAAAUUACAUCAUUGUUAGACUUACUGCAUCUUUUAAUCCCAUGCACAUAUAUUUUAUUAUUAUUAUUACUUAAAAUUGAAUUAUCCUUACUCAAAAUAGAUUGAUUAAGAAAGUAAAUUGUACAGUUCAUCCCAUUCAGCUGUUAAAAUGAUGUGUAAGCUCUAGAAUAUACUGUACUGUAUAUGUAUUUUCACAAUUUUCACAUUUAAAGGGGAACUGCAAUGAUAUUUUUAUCUUUCAGGGUUAGAAAGAAUAAACAUUGAUGAGUGCUUUUCAAACUGCAAUAAAAGUAAAAUGUACACGGUAACUUUUUCAUCACAAAUAGGUGAAAUUUCCAUGUAUGUGCAGAGCCAUGUUCUGUGAUUCAGAACAAGGCAACAAAAACAUUCGGCAAUGUGUUGAGGCCGUAUUACAUUGUAAACAAGCAGACUUGUGAAUACAUCACUUUUAAUCCAAUAGAAAUAUUGCCUUCAUCACAGUUUU